GGGGAAUGCCAUUUUAAUUGCACGAAAGCUUAAAGAGAUGAUUAGAGAAUAAUUCUAGAACGUAUGAAAAACAGAAACGAUGCCUGCCGCAUAAUAGAUAAUAUGAUAAGAGUGAUAAUUAUACACUGAAAUUUUUUCAACAAGCAGUUUCCAUUGCGACUUAUUAUUAAUAAUACGACCCAUACCAACUUCACUUUAUAAACUUACAAACAUUUGUAUCAUAUCCGGCAAUCUUUUCUUCCAGUUGGGCCGUUGUUAGUGAAAGUAGACUUGUAUGUGGAAUCAUUCGCGAACAUUGCCGAGGCCAACAUGGAGUAUGCCAUAUUUGGUUAUUUUCGUCACUACUGGACUGACGAACGAUUAGCGAAUAAAUCCCAAGACACCAUACAGCUGAAGGGGUCCACUGUAGAGCAUGCGUGGACUCCAGACACUUACAUCAGCGACGCCAGACAAUCAGAUCUUCGACUCAAGGACUCGGAAGCGCAAAGCGCCUUUUUCGUCUACCCAGAUGGGUCAGUUUUCUACUCUAAGGGGGUGAAGAUUGUGGCUUCCUGCGAAAUGAAGUUGGUGAAUUUUCCAAUGGACACGCAGCAAUGUUUACUAACGCUAGGAAGCUUAAACUACUAUUUUACGUUUCCCUUCGUUUCCAAGUUUGACAUGAAGGAUGUUCAACUGCGUUCAGAUUUUAAGUCCUAUGUGUCAGGAAAUUACACCCUACUUGUGGUGACUUUCAACUUUAAACGACGCAUCGGCUAUUACAUCAAUCAAGUCUAUGUCCCAGACACCCUUGUGGUCGCAAUCAGUUGGAUUGUGUUUUGGUUGGAUCCGGACGACAUGGGUGGCCGAGUAGGACUGGGCAUUACUACUCUUCUUACUAUAAUGUUUCUGCUGGGUUCUGUUAAUACGGCUCUUCCACGAGUCAGUUAUACCAAAGCUAUCGACUGGUAUUUGAUCGUCUCCUUUCUGUUUGUGUUUCUUGUGUUAUUGGAAUGUAUUCUGGUGUACAUAUCGCGUCCGAGAACUAAACAAUCCAAAAAUCAAACUGGAGACAAGUCCGCAGAUCUUGAGGGAGGCAUGACAGAGAUGUCACGUAUGAAGGAAGACGAAUAUGAAGUGAAUUUCGUUAAGAAACGAGGAUUACUUAACUUGGAGAAGAUUUUAAGUAACAGCGAGCCAGCAAUUCCCCGGGACAAUAAUGGCGCUAUGCCAUUUCUACCGGAGAACAGGAAUGACAAUGAGAUGGCUGACAGCGGACAAGAACAGGAUCCGCUAAAGUUCAAGAACAAAGGACAUCGAACCUCGAUUGCCAAAGCUAUUGACUAUGUGUCGCGUGUUCUCUUUCCUUUUGCCUUCAUUUCUUUUAACAUCUUUUAUUGGUAUCACUUUUUGAAUGCCAUGUAGAUUAAAAUGUCUUGAUAGCUGCCAGACUGUUUUCUGAAACAAAAGGAAAACAAGCUGGACCGUAAUUUGCAAUCAAAUAUCCAUUUCAGAAGUAGUCCUGUCAUAGAUUAUUCUAAUUGUUCAUUUAUUUAAAAGAGAAAUAAAAAACGGCUGAAACUGGAUCAAGACAAUGGUCUCGCAGUGAUUUCAUAAUUUCACCAAUAACGGUAGAAACGCGUUGAUUCAUACAUUCGGUCCUUUGUUCGUCCGCUUUGUCUAUUUGUUUGUUUGAUCGACUGAGUGAUUGCAGCCGGCGGGGCCUUGGAAAUGAAGGAAACAAAGGUUGAUUCUCGCUAUUGUAACACUGGUCUCCUUCUUGAAAAUAUCCACUGGUAGGUCCCUAACUAAAACUGUUUGACUGCAGCAACUAUCUACAACCCAUCAAGAAGUUUUAAACUGGCUUACGAGGAGACAUUUUCGGUGAAUUCCUCCGUAAUGAAACAUAUACAUGUACAUGCUCCUACGUUUAAAAAGCAAGAAUUGUCGAAGCACUAAUGCAAGGGUUUCAGUAAGAGAUUGUUAUAACAAGUGGAUAUAUCUGACAAUGAAACCAGGGUUGAAUCCUGUGUUUUCAGAGUCUCCCUUUCCUGGCGCCAAGGCCCCGCCGGCUAAGAAAGACAGGCUGCCCUGGGACUCAACUUGAAUUUGCAUUGCAAAUAAUUCUUCGCUCCUUUUGCUUUGCACGAGGCGCUUGAAAGUUCGAUUUUCUUCCUUCAAACGUUGCCUAAUGCCUUGUCUAUAUUACGAGAAAUGUUCCCAAACGUGUCCUAGACACAAAAUUUUGCCGGUGGGACAAAUUGGAGGGAAAUUCGCUCAAUUCAAGUGCCAGAAACGGCAAGUGAGCUCAAGAUAUCACUGAUGUGUUGUCUUUGACCAUCCUAGUAGAUAAAACAUGAAGAACAUGAGCAUAAAGUGACAGGCCUGGAAUGCUGAAAGACCAAUGGUGGACGUCAGAUAAAGCUAUUGAAAAGGCAAACCAAGUUGUAACAACAUAGGACAACUAAGAUCAAUGGAGGAGUCAGAUACAGCUAGAUCAGGUUAGUUUAUAUUUCAGGUAUCUGCAAUCAUCUUUUACAUCAUCAUAAACUUUAUUUACUGUACUCUCGAAUUUAAUACAGAGUAGCAUUGCAGAUAUUCACAAUUCACAUUGCUUUUGUUGGCAAGAGUAUGUUCAUGUACACCAAUAAUUGUAUAAUUAAACUAUUUUUAUUAGUUUAUUAGUUGUAAUUCCAUCAGUUGAAUGUGCAAUGCUAAGAAACAGUGAGAAAUUGUAAGUACAAUGUAACUCAACAAUAUAUUUGUAUCUC
Molecule: messenger RNA, 2747 nt
Organism: Orbicella faveolata
Lineage: Eukaryota; Metazoa; Cnidaria; Anthozoa; Scleractinia; Merulinidae
Product: gamma-aminobutyric acid receptor subunit beta-3-like
Biological process (GO): monoatomic ion transmembrane transport
Cellular component (GO): membrane
Molecular function (GO): extracellular ligand-gated monoatomic ion channel activity; transmembrane signaling receptor activity
Source: RefSeq, a predicted model, not a curated record